AUGAUAAAAACCGUGAAUCAUUUAAUUGACAAAAAUGACGAGAACAGGGGAAAUGAUGCGAAAAACAAAAAUGAUAAAAACGAUGGAAAUCGUAGAAACGAUAGAAAUAACGAGAACUAUGGAAAUCGCAUAUUAUCUAGAAAUGGUAAAAUUGAUAAGAAUCGCGGAAUGACCGAAAACGUUGAAAACGAUGGAACUCGGAAAAUCGACGGAAAUGGUCAAAUUGACAAAAAUGACGCAAACGAUGAGAAUCACGAAACUCACGGAAAUGGUAAAAUUGAUGAAACGAGUAAAAUUGUAGAAAAUCACUGGAACAAUGGGAUUCGCGGAAUUGACGAGAAUCGUCAAAUCAACGAAAAUUGUGGAAUUGACGCAAAUCAGAAAAUCAACGCUAAUCGUCAAAUCGACGAAAAUAAUCGUAAAUUCAACGAGAAUGAUGAAAAAGAUGAGAAUCGCGGAAUCAACGAGAAUGGUGAAAUUAAUAAAACUCGUGAAAUUGACGAAAAUUACAAGAAUGAUGGGUACCGCAAAAUCGACGAAAAUCGUGAAAUUGACGAAUAUGGUGGGAUUAACGAGAAUCGUGAACUUGAUCAAAAUCGUAAGAUCGACGAAAAUGGCGAAAUGUCGAAAAUGAUGAAAAUCGCAGUAACGACGAAAAUGGUGAAACCGAUAAGAAUCGUAAAAUUGACGAGAAUGAUGAAGAUUGACGAAAAUCGUGAACUUGAUCAAAAUCGCGAAAGUGACGAAAAUAGUGAAAUUGAAGAAAAUCACAAAAAUGGCGGAAACGGCAAAAUUGUCAGAAAUCGUGGAAUUGACGAGAACAAAAAAGUAGACAAAGAGAACGACAACGAUGAGGAUCGCGAGAUCGACGAAAAUGGUGGAACUGACGGGAAUGCUAAAAUUAAUAAGAAUCGCGACAUCGACGACAGAAUUAUGAAAACGGUUGGAAUCGCAACAUUGACGAAAAAGGUGUACUUGAUGGAAGUCGCGAAGUUGACAAGAUUAGAGAAAUCGAUGAGGAUCGUAAAAUUCACGGAAAUAAUGAAAUUGACAAGAAUCAUGAAAUUGACGGUAAUGAUCAUUGAUGAGAAUGGUACACAUGAUGGAAAUGACGGAAUCGAUGAUAAUCGUGCAGUUGACAUAGAUCAAUUGACGGAAAUGGUGAAUUUGGCGUGGGUGUUGACAACGAUUGAAAUCGCGCAAUUGACGGAAACUGUAAAAUUGAUGAAAAUCGCAGAAUUGACAGAAAUAAUGAAACAAUGA
Athalia rosae (coleseed sawfly) is the source of this 1263-nucleotide messenger RNA. RefSeq names its product protein PFC0760c-like. The record is from RefSeq and is a predicted model, not a curated record. NCBI's taxonomy places the organism in Eukaryota, Metazoa, Arthropoda, Insecta, Hymenoptera, Athaliidae. The transcript is spliced from 5 exons. Bases 1 to 1263 code for a protein of 420 amino acids.